Molecule: messenger RNA, 237 nt
Organism: Microthlaspi erraticum
Lineage: Eukaryota; Viridiplantae; Streptophyta; Magnoliopsida; Brassicales; Brassicaceae
Source: the annotation of a GenBank genome assembly
AUGCAUCCAUCCUCCCUCUCACAUAAUGGUCACUUAGGACUCCGGAUCGGGCCUAAGCAUCAAGUGGGGCCUACGCCGCCGAAUAAACGUUCAAGAUUCUCUCGGAAAGGCAUAUAUGCGUUUGCGCGUCAUAAACAAACUGGUGCGAUCAUACCAGCACUAAUGCACCGGAUCCCAUCAGAACUCCGCAGCUGGGAGACCGUGAGGCCGUAUGCUGCCACCAACCACUUUUCGUGA